AUGCAAAGACUGGUUGGUAAGAUCUGCAAGGAGCACCCGAAGCUCGACAACGUUCGCCUGCUGCACGAUAAAGGGCGCCCUUACUUCGCGAAAAAGACUUCCCAGAAAAUUCUCGAGCUCGGAUGGGAAGUUCUACCGCACCCACCGUACAGCGCGGACUCUACCCCGAGCGGCUACCACCUCUUCCGAUCGCUUCAACAUCACCUGAAAGAGAAGCGCUACGAUGAUCGUGACCACCUCGAAAAUGAUCUUCGGGCUUUCUUCGUCUCCAAGUCGCCGGAGUUCUACGCGAAAGGAAUCUGUGAUCUUGUGAGACGUUGGCAGAAGGUUGCCGAUGUUGAUGGAGAUUAUUUCGUGGAAUAA
Messenger RNA from Necator americanus (New World hookworm), 363 nucleotides. RefSeq lists its product as uncharacterized. Gene Ontology annotation, molecular function: single-stranded DNA binding; single-stranded DNA endonuclease activity; histone H3K4 methyltransferase activity. The coding region runs from base 1 to 363 and encodes 120 amino acids. NCBI's taxonomy places the organism in Eukaryota, Metazoa, Nematoda, Chromadorea, Rhabditida, Ancylostomatidae. Gene Ontology annotation, biological process: mitotic DNA integrity checkpoint signaling; double-strand break repair via nonhomologous end joining; DNA integration. The transcript has a single exon. The record is from RefSeq and is a predicted model, not a curated record. Gene Ontology annotation, cellular component: condensed chromosome; nucleus; site of double-strand break.